Calypte anna (Anna's hummingbird) is the source of this 1244-nucleotide messenger RNA. RefSeq names its product HORMA domain containing 2 (gene HORMAD2). The coding region runs from base 147 to 1244 and encodes 365 amino acids. The record is from RefSeq and is a predicted model, not a curated record. NCBI's taxonomy places the organism in Eukaryota, Metazoa, Chordata, Aves, Apodiformes, Trochilidae. The transcript is spliced from 13 exons.
UACUAAUUUUCUACUAGUUGUUUUUAUUUAGAGUUUCUUCAGAGCAGGAGAGCCAGGCCUCCCUCUUUCCUCUGGCAGUCCCGGAGCCAGCAGAAGCUUGGCCAAGGUUUCAAUUACAAGUGGAAGGCAGGGCUGUGAAUUAGAGGAUGGCUACUCAGCAGCUUUUACAGACUAGGCAAAAGAAAAAGCCCACUAAGGAAUUAGUGUUGUUCCCCAGUGACAUUGCCACGGAGCUCCAGUCUGUGGUGCUGGUGAAAAGACUCCUGGCCAUCUCAGUGUCCUGCAUCACCUACAUGAGGGGGCUGUUCCCUGAGAGCUCUUAUGGAACUCGCUAUUUAGAUGACCUCUGUCUCAAAAUUCUCCGAGAAGAUAAAAGCUGUCUGGGAUCACUGCAGAUAGUCAAGUGGAUUCAAGGUUGUUUUCAUGCUUUGGACAGGCAGUAUUUACACGUUGCUGUCCUCGCAAUUUACACCAAUCCCAAGGAACCGGAGGCAGUGACUGAGCUGUAUCGCUUCAAAUUCAAGUACAAGAAGGAGGUGGCCCAGAUGGACAUCAGCAGCAACCAGAUGAACUCAGUGAAGGGGGUGUGUGGUGAGGAUGUGAAACAGGCAAGCAGGCUCCUGGUCCGGAGGCUCUACCUGCUGCUCCAAAACCUUGGGCCACUUCCCAAUGACGUUUCCCUGACCAUGAAACUCCUCUACUACAGUGAUGUAACUCCUGAAGAUUACCAGCCCCCAGGCUUUAAGGAAGAUGGCAGCCCUGGUGAUCUGUUUUUCAAUGGUGACCCUGUCAACCUGAGAGUAGGGUCAGUCUCCACUGGGUUCCACCUCAUGAGAGUCAGAGUGACCACUGAAAAGAAAAGAAUCAGGGCAGUCAAAAGCAACCUGAUCCAGGAGAGUGGCCCUACUGAGAUCUGCCAUCAAGGGUUAGACUGUGAGGAAGAGGAAGAGGAAAGGAGCACAAAGAAUCACCCUCUCCCUGUCAGAGCAGAUUCAAGUGAGUGUGGACAGGACAAAAGUGACAUCCAUCCAGACUGGAAAAUGGAAGAAUCUUCUUGUUCCCUUCAAGAUUCAGGUGGGAAGAAGAUAACAGGAAUAAAGGAGAUGGGUGGGGUGCCUUGCUCAAGAGCAUCUCAGCAGAUAAGCUGCCUGAACCUUGCCUUUAGCCAGGAAGAGGUAACAGGACCUAAGAAGAAAAGGAAGGUCAGUGAACCAGAGAAGCCACUUCUGGAAGGCAGGAAAUGA